CCACAGCAACACGCCCCUCUAUGAUAGGUUAUUGUAGUCAUACCAUUGGUGGCGAGUGGUCGAAGACCAAGUGCCGCUUGACUCAUCCCGCGUUCGUUACUUUGCAUUUCUGGUUUUUUUUGAAUAGAUCCUGAUCUCCACCAUGCGAUCGCUUGAUUUGGCCCACAGGAAAAACGCCCUAGCACAACAGGAAAUCAAUUCUGCGAGGAACAACGAGGCCCGACUUGAGAACCAGAUUUAUGAACUCGAUCAGAACCUGGCGGAGGCCCGGAGAGAGUCCCAACGGUUGUUGAGGGCCAGGAAGGAUAGUGAACGCCAGCUGGAACAGAACAAUGCUGCAUUGGAGCGGGAAAGAGCCCUGUGGAUGGAACGUGAGGCGGAACUGACACGGAGCCUCAAGUUUGCAACGAGGCCGCUCAUUGUUCAGGCACCCGCAAAAGAGGAGGACCGACAGGAAAGGGACAAAGAGCCAGUAGAUGCUCUGCCUCCGCAGAUUCAACAGCAGAUCGCAGAGAACACUGCCGUCCACACGAGAGCACUGAGAGCGAACGAAAGGAUGAUUUCCGAACUUCGACAGCAGAUCCUGACCAUGAACCAGGACCUGAUCGAACGCCAGCACAACGCCAGUCUUCGGGAAACAGAGCUCCAGGCAGAGAUUUCUCAGGCGCGCGAGCUGAACAGAGGCCUGAUGGAGGAAAAUGAGAGUUAUCAACUCUUGUUGCAUGAAAAGUCGAUGAAUGGCGAGUUUAUGCAGACAAGCAUCAUGAAGAGCACGGGCUAUGAUGACGAUCUUUCAGGCACGGGCAGCAGCAAUGGCUCCGUCAACCUUGCGGACGAACUCGGUCGGGCCUUCAAUCAAUUCCCACCAGAGCGGUCGAUGGAAUCCCUGGUCGAUGAGAACAAGACGCUGAAGGAGGAAAACAAGGCGCUCAACCUGUACAUCACCAAGAUUCUGUCCCGCAUCAUGGAGCGACCCAUGUUGACCUCGGUCCUCGCGGCGGAUUACAGUCCGGGACGUGGAGCCGCGCCGGCAUCGCCGCCAUCUGUCAUCAAGUCUCAAGCGAUCAGGAGCAACGGAGGCGCUGGCAGCAUCAACAGCACCAACAGCGGCUCCGACACGGAUUCGAAGAAGGAAGAGAAGAGGCCCGAGAAGAAGGAGCCCAACCGCCCGCGUUCACAGUCCGUGCUGUCAAUAUUCUCAUGGUCCAAGCCCGCACCACCACAACCAACUGCAUCGGGCAAGAGCUCGACCCGCAGUAGUUCUGAGGACGAUAGCACGAAUGAUCUGGCGUCCUUCCAGGAGGGAGUCGCGAUCGAGGACUCUCCACGGACGAGUCAGUCCUCUGGAGAUUAUGCGACCGUGUACCAAGAACACCGACCGUCGAUGGAGUACGAGCAGCUGACGACGUUUGAACAGCCCUUUACGCGCCAGCAACUCCAACGACACAGGACACUGGGCGCCGGUGCUGCACAGGAACGCCACCAGCGCCGACAGACGAUCGGGACCUCGGGAGUGUCGCAUCUGAGGGGUACGGCUCAUGGACGGUAUGUGAGUGAGUCGAACGCGACGCCCGCUUCUGCUCAGAACCGGCGGACGAUGAUGCCCUCGACCAAGGGAGCGCUGUCGACGCUUCCUCCGAUGCCAGAGUCACGGCAGUCGAUGUCUUUAUCGGACGAUGGGAUGCACGAUCAUUCGACCUCGAUGUUCGGAUCCGGAGCUCGGACCCCUGCGUUGUCGAUCUCGACGUCCGAGAUGAGCUUGUCGAGCAGUGUGUCGACGGCUGCGACGGUGGUGUCACCGACAGCGACGCCGACGACCCCGACGAUGAUGCCGGAGGCCGGGAAGUGGCAGAAGCCGUUCAGGAGGAUGAGUUGGUUUGCAGCGAAUAACGCGGGUAUGAAGGAUGCUCAACAGCCGGUCAUGGUUGCUGAGGAGGAGAGAGCAGCUGAAGCCAUCUAGCCAUCUAGCCAUCUAGCCAUCUAGAUCCGAAAAAAGAAAAAAAAAAACAACCCCAUGGAUGACUCCAAUAAAAGAAUAAAAGAAUGAAAAUAGGG
Molecule: messenger RNA, 2055 nt
Organism: Gamsiella multidivaricata
Lineage: Eukaryota; Fungi; Mortierellomycota; Mortierellomycetes; Mortierellales; Mortierellaceae
Exons: 4
Coding region: 143-1960 (605 amino acids)
Source: RefSeq, a predicted model, not a curated record